Molecule: messenger RNA, 1714 nt
Organism: Arabidopsis thaliana (thale cress)
Lineage: Eukaryota; Viridiplantae; Streptophyta; Magnoliopsida; Brassicales; Brassicaceae
Product: P-loop containing nucleoside triphosphate hydrolases superfamily protein
Exons: 1
Coding region: 348-1412 (354 amino acids)
Molecular function (GO): ADP binding
Source: RefSeq, marked reviewed
UAUUUUCGCAUUUUUCUAAAAACAUUUUUUUAAAACAAUAUUGAUUAUAAUUUUUCUUGCCGGCUAUCGGUUUUUGUCUAUUUAUCAGCUUUUUGAAAAGAUUAUAAUUAUUUAUACUAUAAUAUAACCUGACGUAAUUUAUGAAUUUGGCCCAAUGUCUUUUGUUACCGAUUCAAUCUGUCUCUAAAUAACUAAUUUUCUAUGUCCAAUCUACUAAAAUCAACUUAAUUGUUGUAGUUCAAAAGUGUUCCUUACUUAAUUCUCAUACCUCUCUCUCUCUCUCUCUCCUUUGCCUAACCAUUUCUUCAUCAUCUUCUUUCUGCAGAUUUCUCCGUUUUUCCUUGAAUAUGCCUUCAAAAAAUCUACAACAGGCAGUCCUCACAAACGAAUUCACAACCAACUUCAUUACGACCUGUAAGGACUGGCUCGACGUAAAUGGUCUUGCUAAAGGAAACUUGGAGAAGAAGAGAGAUGAUAAUGAAGAAGAAGAGCGUCUGAAAACCGAGUCUAAACUUCCGGGCCAUGACAUCCACGGUUUCGAUAACGAGAUCAAGUCAUUGCAACACUUCUUGUUGGAUCAGAAGGUUAGGAGGGAGUUCAAGAGUCUUGUGAUUGUCGGAGAAUAUGGUGUUGGGAAGACAGCAUUAUGCCAGAAGAUCUUCAAUGAUGAAGCUGUGAAGAGUGUUUAUGCUCCCAGGGUUUGGGUGUCUAUGGAAAACAAAGAAUCUAAGGAGGGACUUGAUGGGAAGAUAUGUGUGUUGAAGAAGAUCUUGAAGGGUCUUGGAGUUGAAGAGUUAAUCCUCGAAACUAUCAGUACUGAUGCCAAACAAGAAUUUAAGGACAAUGAGGAAGUUGCAAGCAAUCAGGAAGCUGGAGAAAUUGAUAGAGAGACGGAGAAAGAGAAGGAGCUCUCUGCUCUGCUCUAUGCACUUCACUUGAAUCUGAGGUGGAAGAAAUAUCUGAUUGUGUUUGAUGAUGUUCGGGAAAACGAUAACUGGGACGAAAAGCUUGAUGCGAAACUCAAGGAGGAUGAGAAAUGGGGAAAGUAUCUUUCAGAUGGAUUCCCUAAAGGGUCUGGUGGGAGAGUCAUAUACACGACCAGAGAUGAGAAUCUGGCGAAGAACCUUGUUGCUCAGAAACAUGAGAUCCAUCGUCUUUGGCCGCUGUCUGAUCAUCAGAGUGUCUGGAAGAUAUAUGAUGCAGUGGUUAAAGAUAAACAGAAAGAGUCACCAAGGAACGACAAGAAAUGUAUAGAUGAGCUGAUGAAUAAGUCUCGUGGUCUUCCUCUGGCUGCCAGACUGUUGGCUGAGCGUGAUCCCGUCUUUGUUGACGAUGAAGUUGGCCCUGUUGGUUCUACCCAUGGACAAACCGACUCAUCGAACCGCCAACCUGCAAACCAGGCCAGCUCCUGAGAAGUGGAUAACUUGACUCAGCCUCUUGGCUCAAGAUUGCUUAUUAUCAACCUUGCUUAUGCUUCUUUUAUUUCUUGUAUGUGUUUCUUGUUUGAUGUUGUCUGUUUGUUACACUGUUGUUAUCAAAUAAACCAGAAUCUCUGAGUAAUGUAUCUUGACCUUUCAAUUAGCAGAGAGACUAUUAAGAGAGCUUCUUUCCUUAGUACUCUUGCAUUUGCAGUUUAUCAGAGUUUCUUGCUCUUAGCCUCUCUUCACUUGUAGACCUUCUCAGUAAAUUAUAAUAUAUUUUCUUCUUCCUUCGU